CGUGAUCUGUAAGCUUUAUGAAAACACAUUUAAACAGCCACACUUAGAAUUAAAGCUGGUUGCAGAGAGGCGAGCUAUUAGAUCUGAAGAACAGCUCAGGGCGGUUGGGUGAAAGAUGUCCACCAUCAGGUAUGGGAGCAGUGUUGGACCUGCAGGAGUCCAGUCUGUAGGAAAUGCUCAGAAUGGUUUGGAGGAGGUGGAAGCCAAACCAGUCGAUCCCGCUGAUUCUGAUAAGCUGUUACAGUGCCCCUAUGACAAGAAUCAUCAGAUUCGAGCCUGUCGCUUCCCCUUUCACAUACUCAAAUGUGCCAAGAAUCACCCCAAACUAGCAAGCGAACUUAAGACGUGCCCCUAUAAUGCCAAACACAUAAUGCCUAAGCAUGAACUGGCACAUCACAUUGAGAACUGUGAGGAUAAAGGACUGGUCACUUUAGAGGAUGAAAGCAACACAGAUGUGCACAGAAAAUUCCGUGUGCCAGUGACUACGUGGACAAACCAUGCAAGUGAGGAGGACUGGGAAAACGAGGCUGAUAACCAAGCUGAAACCUUUGUGUGGGGAGUGUCUACUAAUCAGCUUGCCGAAAGCAAACCUGAACCACAUGUCACUAACAAUCUGACCCCUGGGCUUCGGGCACCUCGAACCCUACCAUGGAAGCUUUGAGUUCUGGAGAUAUUCCUUGAAAAACUGGACUUUGUUCUUCAAUCACUGACGCAUUAAAGAAUUUUAUUAACCUUUUAAACUCAUUUGCUUUUGUUACUUGUCUAGGACCUUAAUGUACUUUUCUUUUAAUGUUUGUACUCCUUUUAGCAUUUCAUGUUUGCAAGCCUUAAAAUUCCCUGUGUAGGACUUCAUCAUACUCCAUUUUUGAUCCAUUUGAUGAGUGACAAGGAAAAAAUAAGGUUGUUUUUGGAACACUACCUCUGAAGAGAGUACCUUAUUGUUCAUUAAAGAUUUUCUGUCUUCA
Trichomycterus rosablanca is the source of this 965-nucleotide messenger RNA. RefSeq lists its product as uncharacterized. The coding region runs from base 116 to 661 and encodes 181 amino acids. The record is from RefSeq and is a predicted model, not a curated record. The transcript is spliced from 8 exons. NCBI's taxonomy places the organism in Eukaryota, Metazoa, Chordata, Actinopteri, Siluriformes, Trichomycteridae.